CAGUGAUAUCAAUAUAAGACAGAGCUGAGAGAGACAGCGGCAUCAAAGCCAUGAUUAAGACUUUGUGUGUUGCUGUUGUUGUGCUGAGUCUCACCUCAGUGUGCCAGCCUGCGUCGCUGGCCUGUGAAACACUGCUGAAGCCAAUCGACAAAGGACCCGAUUUGUCUGGGAUUUGGUACUUUAUAGCCAUGUCCUCGAACACCUGUUUGCCACCAGUACUUUUGAGUACUGUUAUCUGGCCAAGUGUUGCAGUGGACAUUACCUCAACGGCCACACCAAACAUCUACGAUGCCAACUUUAAAAUGAAAAUGUAUGGAGUUUGCAAUAAUAGUACUUUCCCAAUUUUCUAUGGGAACAACACAGUAUCUGAAGUUGGCAGCUACAAUGCCCAAAAACCUAAGCUAGCAAUGCUGCUGCAAAGCGGGUGUCCAGACUGCCUCAUUGUGAAAGACGAUUCCUUCGUUAGCCAUCUUGUGCUUUUCAGUAGGAGGCAGAUUGUCACUGCUGCUGAGCUGAAGGAGUUUGAGACACAGGCAGAUUGUCUUGGCUGGUACAAACCACAACUCCUAAACACAGAUCAUGAUUAUGAAAACUGCACUGCACAGACUGGUGAUGACAUUGAUAUUGAUACUCAUGCAUCAGCGGCUAAAAUACUGAAAAACAUGUUUUCAGCACCGUUCCGCUGUCUUUCAGAGAAAGUUCUUUAUUACCCCCGUAGUGCCUUUGCAUGGGCACAGCAAACAUGGAAUAGUUUAUGGUAAAUGCACUAAGUAUGUGGUAUUGCUUGGUAAAAACUGUACGUUUUUGUAAAUCACACAUGCGGGCCUGGAGUUUAUAUCAUGGGAAUAACUGCAUCAAUUUAAUCACAAUGAAGAAAAUGUGCAGUUAAAUCUUCCCUAAAAUUGUUCAACCCUAGUAACAGCUACUACUAAGAAAAAAUUCUACCAGUACCCCUGACAAGGGGUUUUAAUGCCCAAUGACAAUCUUUCAGCUUAAAUGUCAAUCUAGCAAUUCAGUUCGCUCCCAAAUCUUGCAAAGUGUUGGAAAAAUCAGUUGAAAACAUUUAGACUUUUCAGUGUUUGGUGAUUUGGUCUUAGAAAUUUUUGCACAGUAUGUCUUUGAUUCACAUCAAAUGGACUCUGGAUUCAUCUUCAUGCUUGUUUUUUGCGUAACCACUGUUGCUGGCGUGCCUCUUUGUUAUAAAUAGAGUUGAGAAACCUGUGGUAACCUGCAUUUUGGCUGAAGGAUUUUGGAUCAGGACGUGUUUACUGAUAAGUCAAAGUUAAAUUGUAGUGAAUGAAAGAUGUUUAGAACAUCCAUAUAAUAAUUUGUGUAUAUUUCAAUUAAUCAUUUUUCUUUAGCCUUUCAAAACCAUGGUUUUGAUAGAUCACGAGGAAGUUAAAUCGGUAGCAUGUAUGUGUGUUUGUGUGUUUGCUCACUGCCUGACACAGUGCCAGUUUGUGUAAUUUUAAAGCAAUAGUCCUAUUGUUUCAGAGGUGGUACACAGACAUAGCCCUUUUCACAGCUGACAUUUUGAAUUGUUAAACAGAGGCGUUACCUACUACCACUAAGAAUAGUGUACUUGGGGUUUUCCUGCCAAAAAUAUACACAGUGAGAGCAGCAAACAUAUUGAUCCACAUGUAGAGUGUUAUUGAAGCUGGUGCUAUUGAAGUAUGUUACAGCAUAGCUGUGGUAUUGGAUUGCAUUAGAUUUAAUGAAAUAGCUACCCAGUUAAUUUAAAGCUCAGCCACAAUAAAAGAUUUUACAGACCGUGGUGACCCCCUUUAUACCGUGAAAUGAAAUUAGUGGAGAGAUGUUGACAGAGAUGUUCUUGGUGUCGCAGUCCAUGUAAAUAUUAGCCUUUCUUUGGCAGUUGUUAGUGAAGAGGAGCCGGACUGAAAACACGGGGGAGAAAGGAGGGGUAUGACAUGCAGCAAAGGUACCUAACCAGAAUCGAGCCAUGGACGUUGAGUAGCAAGCACUGUAACCAUUAAAUGACCAGAGCACUCCAAAAGCUUUGGGUCUUUGACUGGUGCUCAAAUAAAACAAGACAUUUGAAUAUGU
Messenger RNA from Toxotes jaculatrix (banded archerfish), 2064 nucleotides. RefSeq lists its product as uncharacterized. The transcript is spliced from 6 exons. The coding region runs from base 51 to 761 and encodes 236 amino acids. The record is from RefSeq and is a predicted model, not a curated record. NCBI's taxonomy places the organism in Eukaryota, Metazoa, Chordata, Actinopteri, Toxotidae.